ACCGCAGAAGGACACAAUCUGCACGUUAAAAAAUAAAGUCAGUCAUUCAGUUCAAGUCCGGACAAGUUGGAAGGCUUAGAACGCGUCGGGGUGAAGAUAAUAAAAGACUCCCCUCAUUCCUUGCAGGGAACUUGUUUGUGUUUAGGAAAUGCGGACUAUUACGGAGUUGAACAUUUGCCUCUAGCCAACAAUCACCGUAGCAAUCUGCGUUUCGUUUCCUUCUCAUCGAGCAAAUAUUACCAUGGAGCAAACACAAUCAGAUCCAAAUUUCAUUAAAACGUUCGUGUUCCUUGAUUUGGAAACUACGAGUCUUCUUCCUAUGGAACGCCCGAAGAUAAUGGAAAUUUGUCUGGUUGCUGUCCAUCGGGAAGCCCUUCUAUCAAGCUCACGCAAAGAUUUGGCCUUAAUAUCAGAACAAAUACCUCGAGUUGUGGAUAAACUGUGUGUUUAUCCCAACAAGAACGUCUCCGAGAAGUCCUUCCAGCUGACGAAACUGGACAACUUCAACCUUGCACAAAGUUGUAAGAAAAUACUUGACGUCAACGCAGCGACGAUGCUGACGCUUUUCCUCUCAAGGCAAGAGGGGCCGGUUUGUCUCGUUGCGCAUAACGGUGACAAGUUUGACUUCCGAAUCCUGCGGACCGAACUUCACAAACUUGAGCAGCGCUUAGGCGAGGACAUUCUGUGCGCAGAUUCUCUAAAGGCGUACGCAGAGUCCGACGAGCGGACGCAGGAGGAUCGGACUGUCACCGUCUCGUACGCCAUGGAAGAAAUAUACAGCAGGACUUUCGGGAGGUCAGUACCAGACGCCCACAACGCCGAGUCUGAUGCGAUGGCACUGAUUCGUAUCAUGGUGGCCCGAGCUGACAUCAUGUGUAAAUGGAUGGAUGAAAAUGCAAUUCCAUUUAAUGACAUCGAACUAUACUAUAUCCCUAGUCCUCACAAAAAUAGCGGUACCUGCUUAAUAGCUAUGUCGACUGAUACAAGAACCAUUCAAACGUUCGUCUUUUUUGACUUAGAAACCACGAGCCCGGAUCCUGAUGACUGCAAAAUCACAGAGAUCUCCCUUUAUGCCAUCAAUCGCUGGACUCUGGAGGCGCGCGAGGCGAACAGUCGAAAACCACCCCGUAUUGCCGACAAGUUAGUCCUGUGCGUGGACCCAGAGAAGGCUGUGUCAGCAGGUGCAGCAGAUUUGACGAGCUUGACGCAGCGGUUGCUUCGCCUCAACCAACGAGGUGCUUUUGGGAAAGGGGUCGCCAAGUUGAUCAGAAGCUUCUUGGAAAUCCAGGCUUCGCCAGUGUGUCUGGUGGCACACAACGGAGACCGCUUUGAUUUCCCCAUACUGGCCAGGCAUUUCAGGGAGGUUGAGGUGGGUAUACCCGAAGAGUCGAAUAUUCUCUGCGCCUGUACCUUACGGGCAUUCGUGAAACUAGAACCAGAAUUAAGUGACCGCAAACUGGUCACACUGUACAGCCGGUACGUCGGAGGUGUCCCUCCAGCUGCUCAUAGCGCAGAAGGGGACUGUUUAACAUUGCUCCACCUUGUCCAUCACAAGGUCAAAUCCAUACUUCCCUGGAUAGACAAAAACGCUAUCUGUUUCUCCGAAGAUUUUUCUGCAGCGCCAGUGUAUGCCAGAGCGAUUCGGCAACGGGCCUCAGCCACCGAGAGAUCAUCUAGUUGUGGGGAGAUGCCCGAUUUGAAGAGGUCCCAUACCGAACCAAAGUAGACAGCAGUAGUCGAUGGAUGAAAAUGCCUCAGAUCCGACUACGCAUUGUUUGGCGUCUGCAAGCAGUUAUAAGCUUCCCUCUGUGAUGUCCUUGAGCCUUACAACGGCAAUGGCAUUGGUCUAGCUAACUCCAUUUUCUCAUGAGUCGAAAGAAAACGGCGCUGAAAUUACUUAAACUCCCUGUCGGUUCACUGCUGACAGAAACGCACUGAACUCAUUUAAGACUGGCUCCAUUUGCCACGAAUUCAAGCCUUGAAGACUUGGGAUUUUUUUCAUCGAUUUCCUCUUCGUUUGCUCACUCUAAGCCACUUUUAAACUCAUUGGCGUUUCUGCAUGCAACCCAAGAUGUUUAGUAUACUUGUAUGAAUUGCGUUUAGUGUUUUGGUUUGUUGACCGAAUAGUAAUACUGUAACAGCAGUGCUUUUUGUUAAUAAUGAUAACUAGUUUGAGUUAUAUGUCGACCUACUCCGAUGUAUGAUCGCACUGUAACUUUCAAGUAUUUUGCUGUAAGUCACAAUUGCUAAACAGUAGCUAUAGAUAAUGGUUUCUUGCAGUCAGCAUGUUAUUUCAGAUUUUAUUCUAAAUGAAGUACAGAACUAUUGUAGGUAAAAAAAAAAAGAAUUUACUGAGUACAUGUAUUACAAUUCCAGGUACCCCUUUUAUAGGCAGUUUUAUAAUUUACUCGAUAUGAAAUGUACAUUAUAAACUUUUCACGGUGAAGGUAGCAAGUUUUAGUUACAGAGGUUUGCGGUAUAGCACCGUGCAAAGUUAUCUCUUUCUGAGCAUGUAUGUUUCUGAAAAGAAGUGGAGGGCACUCAACGUUUCAGACAGUGUGCUCCGUCCGUCGUCAGGAGACCACGUUGAACGAUGAAGCUGCUUGUCAUGUCUUGUGUCUGGAGGCGAUGAGGUGUUGAGAGGAAGCUAACUCAGUAUCCAACAGCAGAACAUGGGAUGCUGGCAGAUGCACACAUGCUCAGAAAGAGAUAACCUCGCAUGGUGCUACCGCAAAACUCUAUAACUAAAUGUACAUACACUAUGAAAUUUGAAAGUCACUGUUUGAAAAUCACCACGCACAAAAAGGCUUAAAAUUUCCAUAUACCUCAUCAGGAUCCACCAUUAAGGAAUCUUUAGACGCUCGUCUACAUUUCCUCAGCAACUAAGACCACAUCAUUCAUGAAAACAGUCGAACACUAAGCUCCCUUCCAGGAAAAAAAUCUUACCAAUUAUUUUUUCACUGAGCAUAGUUUAAAAAUAUAUACCUGACAUAAUUCCACUGGCAUAUUUCUGGCAUUAUGUAAGAAGUGACAUAAUAUACAUUCCAACGUAUCAAGUCUUGUAAGUACAUAAAUAGGUUUUGUUUUCUUUUUUCUUUAUUUUUGAUUAUUCUUUUUCUUACAGUUAUUUUUGUUAUUCAUUAUCACGAAUGAACCAGUGGCAGGUUGUCCUCCACUGAUCGGUCAGUUGUUCGUAAGCUUAUUACAUUUGGCGACACGUGUAUACGAUGCCUUUGUUACAACAUUUCUCACUGAAAGUAUUGCUCACCCGGUGAAUUCCCCCCUCGGCAUUUCUCACCGGGUGAAUUCCCCCCUCGGCAUUUCUCACCCGGUGAAUUCCCCCCUCGGCAUUUCUCACACGGUGAAGUCCCCUCGAGUGAGAAAUAGGCUUUGUCCAAGUUUGGUUAGCGUGGGCAACCCAAAAAGUUUUUGUUUGUACAGCAUGUUUCUAGGUAGGCCUAAGCACCUUUUAAUUGUGGGCAGUGAGUUCAUUGCAUUUUUGUAUUCGAAGUACAGUAAAUGUGAACUGAGCUCGUUAUCCUGCAAGGGAGCUGAUCCUAGGCCGGCCUUCCCCUGGUCGUUGUGUUGCUCGUUAUACAAUUCAUGUGCAACUACAGCACUUGCUAGAAACUUGUAAAUACAAGUAGACAUUUGACCACUCGUCCUUUAUGUCCUAGGUAUAACAUAACAAGAUCGUGUUGUUGAUCGUGCUUUGACUUCUUGGUCUAUGCCUUCACAUGCCCUUCAAAGGACCAUGCAAUGAAUUUUUCUUCGACGACUUUUUGUGCUUUUUAUACCCUCCUUCAGUGUCAAUGUGAUACAUGUAUAUAAAUGCCGAAAUGCAAAAAUGAACGGAAACUGUCCGAAUAUGCUUGUCAGGUUGUAUGAAAUCAUGUUAAGUUUCUUUUCAACUUUGUCGCCCUCUAUCAACACUUGCACAACGAACUUGUGAAGUGUCCUUUUGAAACCACUCCACGCGCGUUCAAAAUACAACAGAGUUACAUAGUAAUUAUACUUCAAAUAUCACGCACAGGUUCAAUGUCUUUAUGCAGUUCUGCAUGUGACAGGAACGCUGUAUCUUUGGCCCUAAGAUGGUUUCUCUGGAGAUGCAAGCAAAAAAGCACUAUCUGGGGACAUGCAGCCUGUCCUCCUAGGAUAUGGGGUCUAUUCGCAAGGGCUUCCUACCUUAUUUGUCAGAAAUCAUCCCAAGUCUUAACGAUACAAUUGUGCCUUAAAUCAAGUUUAAAAAUAAACGUAUUUACCGUUUCCCCCCUUUUUUCGAAAGUUAGUAAGUUGCAAGUAUUUAAUUUUCGAUAAAUGUAUUAAUUAAUUUUUUCCCCACGUCUUUUCUUGUGGUAAAAAAAUUCCAGGCGAGUGAAGACGUUAAACAUCAUUUUUUUCUUUGCCUAUUUUCCGUGGAUAAAGUCACCAUUUCAGUUCAGUUUAAUACAGUAACCAGACCCCUUGAAACCAACAACCCCUUCGAAUGUACUUUCGUAUUCAACGUCUUAAUACUUAAUAAAUCAAAUAAUAGAUCAGCAAUCCAGUAUGAUAAAUGAGACCAACAUUCUAAAAGUUGAUCGUAUGUUUGAUGUUGGACGAUUCCUCUUCCAGUAUACUGUUUGUCUGCAGAAAUUUUUGGUACUCACAGGCAUGGAAAAUUGUUAAUUUUGAAUUCAUUUUCUAGAUAAGAGCUUACAGAUUUGAGCUUAGUUAGUUGGGUCAAAAUAAAGUCAGCUUUCAAAAUCAGGAAAAUGCUGUGCAAUUCUUCAAGGCUUUUGAGUAACGCACCGAAAAUUUCCAAAGAUUUUUGAAGUAGCCUACUUAAGCCAAAUGUACCCCUUGGCCCACUGCACUUUUACGAUGUUGUAACCGAGAAUGUAACCGAUAAUGUUAUACACCAGGGGGAACAAUUUAGGAUAUUUUCUUGCAUCAAAGCAAGAUUUCCAAGGGAAAGGAAACGGCCUUUCGAGGUAUGUAGAACACACAAGCUAUAAAGAAAACCAAGUCCGCCAAAAAUGCUCUUCGUAAGAAAGCCUUUGGAAGCAACGCAAACGAAGAUAAUGAAGGGCAUUUCGAGAGGCGUUUAAAGCGCGUAAUUAUUCAAAGCGCUUGGACAAAAACAAACUUAAGAACCGAACUUAAUGUAAUUAUGAAAAACUUUCUAAGCAAUGCGUUGACGGAAAGACUGGACAGAAGGGCGUUUCACCAACGUCUGACUUAAAUUGCACAAAUUCUGAGAAAAUGCUCUAAAUCCAGUUGUUACAUUUUUCUUGCCAGUUUAACCGAAGGUCAAUCUUCAUUCAGUUCUCCCAUGGGAUAUCCGCUCUAUCCCUUAAACACAAAAAGCCACCUCUGAUUGACCGAUGAUUGACGUGGGGUUUCUCCGUAUUUAAAAGUUUAACGACGCACCAUUUACUUGCAACAUUAUUUAGCAAACUUUGCUCCAAGGACACCACCUGGCAGUCGGUCUAUUUAGUAUAACAGCGAGAAAAUUCUUUUCCAUAAAUCGGGCUAUGCACUGCACUCAUAAACCGGAAAACUGAUGAAUGAUUUCGCUUAGGCCUACGUCAGGUUUUGGGAAACUUCUCCACUAUAUCCUUUCUGAAUAAACUGACUGACUAUAAAUUAUGAAGGAACUUCUAGCAAAUGCCAGAAGCAUAAAAGAAGUUCAUUUCUCUGCGUUACGAAAAUUUGUCUGUACGUUGCAAGCCUAACGCUUGAGCAAGCUUCAUUAGGAUAAGGCUAAUUUGAAUGGAGUGUUAGGGGGUCAGAACAUAGAAGGCGUAGACGGCCUCGGGUGUGGCCGUUCUGGCCUGCGUCCUUCACUGCGCUACAGUCGGUUACUCCUUGACCACUUCUUUGAUAUGUGCUCUAUUACUUUACUAGGCCAUAAUUUUUUCAAGAGCCUUUUAGCUCAUUGAGUUUUAUCUCUUGUUUUUUACCCUGGACUGGAAAUUUGCAACUGUACACUGUUUACAUACUAACCUAUAGUUUUCAAUUCGCAUAAUAUUGUACAAUGGCUGGACGAGUAACUCCUCAGAUCAAGACCAAUAAUAUCUGCAUACUGGUAUAAAUAAAUGCAAAGGUUAGCUUUAGCUUAACUGAUUUCGGAAUCAAGAACUUCAAUAUAUUCUAAAGAGCCUCGCAAGUGCUUUGUUUACAAUGAAGUAGGAAUUUAAAAUCGUUUACGGAUAUAAGAUUGAUAUUUUUGCUUUUAUAAGCUCCAAGGUUGUAGUAUAUAACAAGAUGUGAAGUUUUGAUAUUACAAUUGUCGAAAAAUAAACCAGCUGACGCUAGCCAGCCGGACAGGCUACAUGCAAUUUA
Acanthaster planci (crown-of-thorns starfish) is the source of this 6327-nucleotide messenger RNA. RefSeq names its product three prime repair exonuclease 2-like. NCBI's taxonomy places the organism in Eukaryota, Metazoa, Echinodermata, Asteroidea, Valvatida, Acanthasteridae. Gene Ontology annotation, cellular component: cytoplasm. Gene Ontology annotation, biological process: DNA catabolic process. Gene Ontology annotation, molecular function: 3'-5'-DNA exonuclease activity; nucleic acid binding. The record is from RefSeq and is a predicted model, not a curated record.